UCCUAACCUCACUUUUUACAAAUGAGUUGAUAUAUUAAUGUUGACAAAAAUAAACAAAAAUAGUAUGACAGGAAUAUUAAUAAAUACUUUUAAGGUAAUUGGGAAUAUUUAUUGUUGUUGAAAAUAGUCAGAAUGGAGAGAUUAAUAAUGGCUGAGAAUUUCGGGAUUAUAAAACCCUUAUGCGACAGAUUAAUUAGUUCUCCAAAUGCCAAAAAUGCGAUUGAACUUGCAAAACACGUGGAAAAGUGUCCCAGCACAGUGAUACACAAUUUGAUGGAAUAUAUUUUAUUGCCUGUAGCGACGCUUUUAAAUAAUCCAAAUACAAGCAAAGAUGUGAAACAACAUUUACUAGAUAUUGUGACAGCAGUAAUUUUAAAGUCGAGAAUUAUGAAGAUAGGUAUCUUCAACAAUCUCUAUGUAUGUGCCGUUUCGCAAAUUUUCAACCCCAGGAAGCCUGAUGCAUUGGUUCCUCUCUACGAAGAACUGAAGCUAAGUGUAGUUUCGUGUAUUAAAGCUUUGAUAGAACGAUGCACUACCGAAGUUUUAGAAUUGAUUUACGUUCCACAAAAUACACCCAAAUUGAGCAAUGGCAUCUAUAUGUGUGUAUUAAUUGCUCGUUUUGAAAAAUCAAGAUCUCUCAGAAUUGCAGCGAUAGAAACUAUAAUGUCUCUUAUGCAUGUGAACAACAAAGUUGAUACAGCCGAUAUAGUUUUUCAAUCUCAGGUGGCUGAUGCGAUUAUGGUUAUUUUACCGGGUGUCACAAGUGGAUUACUGGAGGUUGCAAAAGGAAGUGAUGUUCAGGGGCAUAAACUUACACAGAUAGCAAUACAAGCGUGGAGCAGAAUAAUUGCUCUUAUUAUGGAAGACUCGCUUGAAUCAGAAAACGAACCACUUUUGGAUUCUCUUUGCAAAAAGACCGAAAUCACUACUACCAAUCAGUUUAAAAACUUCUUGAAAUUUCAAAGUCCUACUGAAAUGCAAAAAUUUAUAGAGUCUGCCAAAAGAACUCCAGAGUGGUUACAAUUUGCGAGUGAAAAACUCAACAUCUUUAUGAGUGAAUUGGAUUCUUUAGCGUCUCAUGCUCACUCUAGAGUGAGAAAAGAGUUGGCGACGGGAAUUAGUUUAUUACUCACCAAGUGUCCAAGAAAUAUGAAGCCGUCCUUUUCAAAGCUGAUGGAAAUUCUUAUCACUCUAUCUGAAGAUGAAUCUCCGGAAGUUGCAAGUGUAGCAAAAAGCGGUUUAAACUCUGUUAGCACAAAAUUUGCAGUAGAGAGUGGAAUGAGAUCUCUGCUAGAAUUAUUUGAAGACAACUUUUACAGAUUGCUGACAACUCUUCCUAGAAUUAUGAGAACAGCUGAUGAUUCCAUGCAGCUUUCCUACUUGAAUCAAUUGGCUGCAUAUUUAAGACUACUAGGAAAGCAAAGAUUACCUCAAGUUAUGCUGUCUGCUGUUCACUUACAAAGACUAAUUCUUGCUCUCGUUUACGUCACUGAACUCGAAUGUAGCAGGAUUUCAAUCCUGGAAGAUGUUUCUAUCAAAAGUAUGGAUGUGGUUCUUAAUUCUAAUUCUCGCUCCUGGAGACAGUUUAAGUUUAUCAAUAGCUCUUUUGCUGAAAAUAAACUCGAGGUAAUUUGCAGUCUUUUGGGUGAACUUGGAGAUUUUGAAAUCUUGGUGGAUACGCUUUUGAAAUUGAUGUUUGAUAUGCCACAGUAUAGGAAAGAAUUAAUAUUAAUUCUUAAUUGGAUAGUAAAAGCACCACUCACCAAUCCCGAAAAACUGUCACUCUAUAGACAAAUAAUUGAUCAGUACAUAGAGCAAGAUUUUUGGUACUUGCCUGUAGAAGUUUCAGAAGAUACGAAUUUGCGAAAUGCGCAAAGCAAUUUGAUACAAUCUUGUCUUCUAGUGGAAGGAUUGGGAAAUAUUGCUGAAGUUAUAAAAAAGGAUUAUGAUCAUUUUCUUUUAAAGACUCUUUAUUUAGUGCUGGAAAGAGCAGGAAGCGGACACAGUUUGCUGCGUAGAGUGGGCCUGGAAGCACUUGAAAAAAUAACGAAAUCGCAAUGCGAUUCGAUACCAGAUCUUCUCAAAACUAACGUUGAUUACAUUUCUUAUCACGUGACGUUAAAAUUACGUAGAGUGAGGAGAAACCCAGGAGUGCUUGAUGUCCUUGGAAUUGUGAUGGAACACAGCACAAUGGAUUUUUUGCCCUGUUUGAAAGAAAUUGUGAACGACGUACUUUUACAAUCUGGUGAAAAAACGCAAAAGGACGGUGCUUAUUCGUUUUUAAGAGUCUUUUAUACUUUCGCUAAGUGUGUGAAGAGACUGACUUUGAAAACGGAAUUGAAAAAACAAAGAGAGAAGGAAGAAGAAACACAAAUUGAUGAAAAAGUUUAUCCUGUGGAGAAAGUCAUACGCGAGGUGUUAGAAUAUCACGAGACAAAACAAAUUGCCGCUAACUUUGAGGAUUCUAGUGAUCAGGAUAAUAACCCGAUAUGUGAAGAAGAAGUUGAGGAAGGAAUGAAGGAUUUUGAAUUUGAUUAUGCUGAAGAAGAUAAAGAACCAGAAGUUCCUCUGUAUGUGCAAAUGAUGGAAAAAGUAAUGAAGCGUUGCUUGCAUUUUCUUCCUAGUAAGGACUUUGCUGUCUCGACUUUGGCGAUGACAACUUUGAAUGAAGGAUUUGUAAUAUUGUCCGAAUGGGAGAGUCAGCUGCUGCCGAUUGUACACUUAACGUGGCAUCCAUUGGUUGACCGAUUUCGUGAUCCUAAUCCGAUUGUCAUCAAUCGAGCUUGGCAACUUCUUCAAACUCUUGCCAGUGUAUCGAAAGAUUUCAUCAAAGCGAGGACACUAAAAGAGGUACUACCAGCCAUAUCGGAAUUCCUGAGAAAAUCUGCUAAAGAAAGUUACAAAAAAGAUUCUGGUAGCGUGUACAGAUUUACACAAACUUUUAAGCUUCAGAAAGAGCUUCUCUCUCAAUUAGGACAAGUGGCCAAAGACUUGCAGUUACAAGAAAGUCAGUUGUGGGAAAUUCUUCAAACAUGCGAAUUAUACUUGAGUGCACUCCAAAAUAAAAUCUUGCAGGAAAGUUGUGUCACUUUAUAUCAAGAAAUUGCAGAUUACAAUAGUGACAUAGUCUGGGUGAAAUGCCUCGCAAUAUGGGAUAAGCACGUUCAACGAAUGGGAAGAAUUCGUUUUAAAAUUUGGUACUCACAGAUCGCAGAGUCUGAGGCACGGAACGAGUACCAGAAAAACGUGCAGACCAUUUUGAAUUACAUAAAGAGAAAGAAUAUUUCAUGAUAACUGAUUUACUUACAAAAUCACAUUUAUUGUGCUUCUGGAAUUAUGUACAUACGAAUGAUUGAUAUUAAAUUCAAUUAUUUUACUAUU
Molecule: messenger RNA, 3381 nt
Organism: Belonocnema kinseyi
Lineage: Eukaryota; Metazoa; Arthropoda; Insecta; Hymenoptera; Cynipidae
Gene: Tti1
Product: TELO2-interacting protein 1 homolog
Exons: 14
Coding region: 133-3291 (1052 amino acids)
Biological process (GO): chromatin remodeling
Cellular component (GO): cytoplasm
Source: RefSeq, a predicted model, not a curated record